AUGCCUGCAACCAAAGAAAUUUCUGAUUACGAAGUUCUCAAGGCAUGGGGUGGAUGGCACAAUUUCUUGCUUUCCUAUGGUCUGAAGCCUUACAAUAAGGACGAUGUUGAAGAGGGGAAGGCUAUUCUGGCGGUUAUUAAGCGCAAUGCCCAGGAGGAGAAAGCUGAAGGAAGCAAGAACUGA
Somion occarium is the source of this 183-nucleotide messenger RNA. NCBI's taxonomy places the organism in Eukaryota, Fungi, Basidiomycota, Agaricomycetes, Polyporales, Cerrenaceae. The record is from the annotation of a GenBank genome assembly.